Molecule: messenger RNA, 1281 nt
Organism: Saccoglossus kowalevskii
Lineage: Eukaryota; Metazoa; Hemichordata; Enteropneusta; Harrimaniidae
Cellular component (GO): cytosol
Molecular function (GO): RNA binding; single-stranded DNA 3'-5' DNA exonuclease activity
Source: RefSeq, a predicted model, not a curated record
AUGGCUCAGUGUGCGGAAGCAGCAACACCAGACUCGCCGAAAGUGACUAGAACCUGGUUUUUUCUAGGUAAUCUCGCCAGAGAUGUAACAGUUGAGGAUAUCAUAAAGUUCUUCAAUUUUGAAGUGGAGUGGAGACAGGAUCUUGCCAGAGUUGAGCUCAUCAAUGAUAAACAUAAUAGACCUAAGGGGCAUGGAUUUAUUGGUGUGCCUCGUUACUUAACAGAUCGUGUGAUGGAAUUCCAUGAACGCGAUUUUCAUGGUAGAAAAUUAAAAGUUGAACGUGCUAAGGCUGGUCGGUAUUUGAAAAUGACAAAUCGUCAGUUUGUUGGUAUUGGACAUGGUGUUCAUGUGUCUACAAGCAAGCAGAUUCUUGUACACCCUAAACCUGAUAUGUCAAGUUGGCCUCAUGUCAUUGACAUUGGUGCAAAUUUAGCCCAUGCCUCUUUCACAAAGGACCUACCCAGAAUUCUAAAUAAUGCUAAGGUUGUAGGUGUUCAAAAGAUUAUUGUGACAGGUACGUCUCUGAAGACGAGUUACAGUGCACAGAAACUGACACAAGAACACACAGAUUAUCUUUAUUUUACUGCAGGUGUUCAUCCCCAUGAUGCUGUUACCUGGAAUGAUGACGUGGCAAAAAGGAUUGAGAAACUCUGUGAAGACCCUGCCUGCGUAGCCGUGGGUGAAACUGGGUUAGAUUUUGAGAGGAAUUUCUCUCCCCAAGAUGUACAGCAAACAGUAUUUGAAAAACAGAUUCAACUUGCAUGUAAACUCAAAAAACCAUUGUUUGUUCAUGAAAGAAAAGCAUUUGAUGAUGUCCUUCGAUUAUUGGUGAAAUACAAGAAAGAUUUACCCCCUACAGUUAUACAUUGCUUUGGAGGCACUGACGUACAACUGGAGACUUAUCUAGAAAACGGAUUCUACAUUGGACUCACUGGUUCUGUUUUUCGAGACACACAACAACAUGGACCUCUGCAAAUCCUGAUAGAUAAAUUAAUGCCACUGGAUAAACUGAUGAUAGAAACCGAUAGCCCAUUCCUGUUUCCAGAUAUCAAACGAUUUCUUAAAAACUAUGCUGCAAAACAGUUGUAUGCAAAAUCAGACAUUAAAUCCAAAUUUGAUAACUUAGAGAGGUUGUUGAAAACAUACUGCAAGGGACAUCGAAAUGAGCCUUGUACACUGGCAGUGACCAAUCAAAUCAUUGCAAUACUUAUGGGACUUGAGCCAGAAGAGGUUGCCAAGGCAACAACAGAUAAUGCUAUGUCAUUUUUCAGAUUGACUUAG